ACUCAACUUGGUAAAGUUUCCCCUCCUUCCCAAAAUUAUAUUUUUGUCCAAACAAAUAGUUUAGGGUUACCGCUGAUAAAAAUCCUCCACUUUUCCAGCAUACACAGUAGGUGGUUUUUGUAUUAAGAUUCUAUUAUUAUUAUUAAUAGCAAGCAACAGAAGAGGCAAAGAAGAUGAAGUUGGAUGUCAACGUUUUGAGAUACCUCUCCAAAGAUGAUUUCCGGGUCCUCACUGCCGUUGAGAUGGGCAUGCGCAAUCAUGAAAUUGUGCCUUCUGAGCUCAUUGACCGUAUUGCUUCCCUCAAGCAUGGGGGCUCAUAUAAAGUGUUGAAGAAUUUGCUAAAGCACAAAUUAGUCCAUCAUGAUGCUUCUAAAUAUGAUGGAUUUCGACUCACCUACCUUGGUUACGAUUUUCUUGCAAUCAAAACUAUGGUUAAUCGUGGUGUAUUUAAUGGAGUGGGUCGUCAACUUGGCACUGGGAAAGAGUCUGAUAUUUUUGAGGUCGUAAAGGAAGAUGGCACAGUUCUUGCGAUGAAGUUACACAGGCUCGGUAGGGUUUCAUUUAGGGCAGUCAAAGCAAAACGUGACUAUUUGAGGCAUCGUAGCAGCUAUAAUUGGCUCUACUUAUCGCGGCUUGCUGCCUUGAAAGAGUUUGCAUUUAUGAAGGCACUAGAAGAACAUGGAUUCCCUGUUCCAAAUGCUGUCGAUUGCAAUCGACAUUGUUUGAUUAUGUCACUUGUACCAGGCUAUCCACUUGUGCAGGUUAAGGAGCUGCAAAACCCAGAUGUGGUUUUUGAAACAAUCAUUGGUGCUGUUGUUCGUCUGGCAGAACACGGGCUUAUUCACUGCGAUUUUAAUGAAUUUAACAUAAUGAUUGAUGAUGAUGAAAAGGUCACCAUGAUUGAUUUCCCGCAAAUGGUGUCAGUCUCUCAUCCUAAUGCCCAAAUGUAUUUUGACCGUGAUGUGGAGUGCAUCUACAAGUUCUUUGAAAAGCGGUUCAAUAUGUUAUUUGAAGAAAAUGAAAAUGAUUCUGAUGGUUCAGAGGCUGAAAUAGAUGAAGUUGGACGGCCCCAGUUCUCUGAAAUAAACAAAAAUAGCGGUUUCUUGGACAAAGAACUUGCUGCCAGUGGUUUUACAAGAAAGGAUCAAAAUGAGUUGGAAAAGUUAACUGAGGCAGAGCUUGACAUGUAUUCAGAUUCUGAUGAUGAAGGAACUGGUGAUGAUGAAGAUGAAGACAUGAACGAGACAAACAUCAAGCAGCUUGAAUCCUUGCAGUUGGAGAAGGAGGACAACAAUCAUCUAGUUGGGGAUGAGCAUGAUGAUAAUCAUCAAGUUGGGGAUGAGCAUGAUCCUGAGGAUGAUGGAGAGGCCGAGUCUGAAGAUGAUGCCGAACUUGUGAAGAGCCUGAGCAAGCAGAGGAGGAAGGCCAUUCAAGCUGCCCAUCGGGGGAAGAGGAACUUUGCCUCCAGGAAUACAUACAAGGACAAAGGUGGGAAAUCCUCACAGAGUUCAAAGGUCCAUAAGCAUUUGGGUGGCUGGUAAAGUACUGGAACCCCUGGAGGAGUCACAACACUGGUGUUGAAGGAAUAGCCGGUAGAGGAGCUAUCACUAAGGUACUUAAUAAUACAGUUUUGACUUGGAUUCUGUCUUGUAUAUUUAAAAUUUUGGUAGCAUGUUUGGCAGAACAUAAAGGCUUAAGAUUGUAAUGUACUUGUUAUUUAAAGAUUAUAAAUUAGAAACGGUUUGUAGGUUUGAAGAACUUCGUAGACAUUCUAUUAUUGGUCAUAGUUAUGCUAUUUGAUAUUUGAAUGGAGGGAAAAAUACUUUUGCUA
Messenger RNA from Nicotiana tabacum (common tobacco), 1831 nucleotides. Its product is annotated as serine/threonine-protein kinase rio2. Gene Ontology annotation, cellular component: cytosol; nucleus; preribosome, small subunit precursor. The record is from RefSeq and is a predicted model, not a curated record. Gene Ontology annotation, molecular function: protein serine/threonine kinase activity; ATP binding. Gene Ontology annotation, biological process: maturation of SSU-rRNA; protein phosphorylation. Lineage: Eukaryota; Viridiplantae; Streptophyta; Magnoliopsida; Solanales; Solanaceae.